Molecule: messenger RNA, 1647 nt
Organism: Aedes aegypti (yellow fever mosquito)
Lineage: Eukaryota; Metazoa; Arthropoda; Insecta; Diptera; Culicidae
Product: putative carbonic anhydrase 3
Exons: 4
Coding region: 323-1243 (306 amino acids)
Cellular component (GO): cytoplasm
Molecular function (GO): zinc ion binding; carbonate dehydratase activity
Source: RefSeq, a predicted model, not a curated record
AUGCUCCUGCUGCUUGCUGGUCCGUCGUCUUCGUUGGGAAAAUCAUUAUAAAAAGGCACCUGUCACAGCCCGGCCAGAGUUAGUCCGUCGGGAACGAUUGUCGGGGGUGGAUAGCCUAAUCUGUCGAGAGGAUAGUAGGAUAACCAGCUGUGGAACACAAAGUUUGGAAAAAAAAUCGAAACGCAACUGAUUAGUGGACUUGAGUGAUAUACGACCGAAAACACACAAGUGAUAUACCUAUUUCGAGAAUUAAAAUCGCGAGUGAUAAGGCGAUAACGCCAGAAAAUAAGGGCCGCUAAUUUUAAUCCUUAAAAAUCCAACAAUGACGUCCAAUUGGCUGAUCGGAAUGAUUGCUCUCUUCGUAGCAACACUGCUUCCGUCUACAAUUCGAGCGGACGAAUGGCACUAUCCAACACCCGCACCCAAUGGAGUUAUUAACGAACCGGAGCGUUGGGGUGGGCAAUGUGAAACCGGACGGCGCCAAUCGCCAAUCGAUCUGACGUACCAAGCUGCCGUCAAAGGAGACUUUGCACCAUUCCUGUUCAGCAACUACAUGAACCCGAUUCGAAAUGCUCAGCUCACCAAUACGGGCCAUUCUAUUCAAAUUGAUAAUACCGAUCCCUCCGUAACCUUGUACGGUGGCGGUCUUCCCGGAAAGUUCGUUCUCGACCAAAUGCACUUCCACUGGGGUUCGGAGCACACCAUCGCCGGCGUACGCUACGGCCUAGAGCUGCACAUGGUUCACCACGACUCCCGUUACAACUCCCUAACAGAAGCGGCCGCCGUCAAGAACGCCGUAGCCGUCAUCGGUGUCCUGUUCCACGUCUCCAACCAGGAUAAUACCCAUAUGGAUGUAGUCCUGGAAACUUCCCAGGACAUCCGUGAUGCCGCCGGCAAGAGCGCCCCCCUCAAGGGCAAACUCUCUCCUCAUAACCUUCUACCCAAGAACCGCACGUCCUACUUCCGGUACGAGGGAUCCCUCACCACGCCGACCUGCGCCGAGUCCGUCAUCUGGACCGUGUUCACCGAGAGUCUGCCCGUUUCGUUGGAUCAGGUCGAACUGUUCAAAACCAUCCACGAUCCUUCUGGACACGAACUGGUCAUCAACUUCCGCUCCCUCCAACCGCUGAAUGCUCGUGCCCUGGUUUACCACACCGAUAUGGAUUACUCCGGAAGCGGCGCCAUUCCGAAGCUUUCGCUUACGUUGAUCGUUGCCGCGAUCGCCGCUCUGCUGGCGAAGUAAACGCGAUCACAAGAUCAUAAGGACGCCGCCAUAUCGGGAUAUUUUGCGAGAAUAAGAGGUGCUUAGAGAGUUGACCUCCCGGACCUAUCCGGGAGGUCCCCGAAGGGAGUUUGUGAUAGAUUUUGUGUUCUGAUCGGUAGCAUAGCUACGUGGGAAAGAAUUUUAGUGACCAAAAGCGAUUCGGUUGUGCUUUCAUAAUAGUUUGUUAGAGAAAUUAUACUUAGCGUGUUGUGACAUUAGCCUGUAAGCCACUCAAAUCAUUGUCCCAAGGAUCAAUAUUGUCUAGUCCAUAAGAAGAAGACGACGAUAGCCGUAAUGAAGAUUAUAAUAUAUUAUUAUAAUUAUUCAUAGAGAGUGUAGAGUCCGUUAACAAUCGAAAUAGAGUUUACUGUGGUUGAAGUUUA